AUGUCCAACAAAGAAUCUUGUGAAAAAAAGGAGACGUCCCGGAGAAAAGGCACCACCCUAUCAUCCAAUAUUGAAGAUAAGAGAGAGAGAAAAACAUCAGUAAGUUCUCCUUGUUCAACUUGCUCUAUAAGAUCAGUGUCAUCAGAGAAGAGAAAACUGAAAUCAGAUCCUGCAGAUAUUCUGUACUGUAAUAUGAAAAGAAGACAAGAACUGAAAAGACUGAAUGUAGAAACUGACCCUCCAAGAAAGAGACCAAAAAUUGAUUCUUCAUCCCAAGGACUUGUUACACUCCAGGAAACAUCAUAUUCAAAUAAUAAUCAGAUUAUUACACAGAGUCCUUCUUCAAAUGAAACUAAGAAAGAUAUAAGUAAAUGUGUAGAUUUUCAAGUUAAAGAUAUUAAAUUGGCAAAUGUUAAGAGUAAGCUGGACCAUGGAAUUAAAAACUUUAGCUGUCCUAAGGUGGCCAAAGAUGUGAAACCAAAAGCUGAAGGCCAGGCAAGUGAAAAAAAAUGGCCUCAUUUACUUGCUCAGAGGGAGAAGAUGAAGGAAUUCAAGAAAGAAAGGUACAAUAAAUUUAGAGACAGUUCUGAAAAAUGUGCUUCGGAGAAAUGCAAGAGAAUCCAACUUUCUCAGGAUUGUAAUUCCAGCAAGAUAAUUAAGGAACCCUUUGAAUCUAGAAGGAGAAGGAUUAAUUUCAAAAUCCCGGUAAAAUCCCGCAAUACCCUCCAGAAUCUUGUACAAGAAAAUGUGUUCAGUUUAGGUUCUAACAAGUUAAAGACUAAACAAGAGAAAAAAGAAUGCCCAGAAGCCUCCCAGUUUUCAUUAAAGUUUACAAGGCACAGAAGUGAAUAUUUAUUUUCAGAUUCCACAUAUAAGCAGACUGUUCAUGAGUGGGAAGGAGAAUAUCAUGAGCAUCAAGAAAUUAAUGAUUUAAGUUCUGGUGAAAACCUAACCCAGAGUUUUGAAGCACCAUGUUCUUCAGUGUCACUUGAAAGUAUUCAAGAUACAGAUCAAGAGAUGCAGAUAGUAGAAGAGCUUCAUGCUGCUCGUGUGGGAAAAAGUAUGGAUUUACCUGAGGUUCCACCUUCAGGAGAGUUAAUGAGUAUGGAAAUUGACGUGGUAGAACAUGAUAUACAUUCCUCUGCUGCAAAUGCUGCUUCAGACAAAAAGCUUCUAAUUGUUAUUGACACAAAUAUUCUAAUGAAUCAUCUCAAAUUUGUUAGACUUUUGAAAACAAGAGAAAUCCCAGGCUUUGAGAGACUUGUGUUAAUAAUUCCCUGGGUGGUUGUACAAGAGCUGGAUCGUAUGAAGGCAGGAAAAUUACUGAAACAUGCCCAGCACAAAGCUAUACCUGCAGUUCAUUUCAUCAAUGACAGUCUCAGAAAUCAAGAUAGAAAGCUAUGGGGUCAGUCAAUACAACUUGCAUCUCAAAAACUUUAUGGAUUGAGUGAUGAGAACAAUGAUGAUCGUGUAUUAAAAUGCUGUCUUCAGUACCAAGAACUAUUCCCUUGUUCUCUUGUUAUUUUGUGCACGGAUGAUAGAAAUUUAAGAAACAAAGGCCUAAUAAGUGGUGUGAAGUCACUCAGUAAAGAAGAAUUGAGUGCAGAGUUAUUAAACUUAUCUCUGAACACAGAUGUAUGUCAUCAGCCUUGUAUAUCUAAACAACAAUUGAAAGCAGAAACAACACCUUUGGAGGAGAGCUAUGAGGAAGAAUCUACAAACUCUGGACUACCCCUUCUACUUGAAAAGAUUGUAUCUGAUCUCGAAAGAUCUCUUGGAACAGCUUUAUCUUCCAUAUUAGAAACAGAAAUGAAAAUUGCUUUUGGAAACCUCUGGAUGGAGAUGCUGUACUUGAAACCUCCAUGGACUCUAAUACAUUUAUUACAGUGCUUUAGAAAACAUUGGUUGGCUGUAUUUGGAUUAGUUAUGGAGAAGAACUUGCUCUUAACCAUUGAGAGUCUAUAUGAAAAUCUCCGUAAAGCUAACAAAGCAGUGGAUUUUACAACAGUGAAAUUCCUGCUUCAGGAUUCUGAAAGUUUGCUACAUGCUUUCAGUACAAGGUCAAAUUAUGAUGGUAUUCUUCCACAGGCCUUUGCUCAAGUAAACAAACUACUCCAGACAUUUGCAGAGGGCAAGGCAAAACUUAAGCAAAAUUCUUCGAAAAAUAUCCCGGGUAAAAGCCAGGAAGAUAAUUCUCUGAUGAAAUCUGAUAACCAAGAAAUCACCGUUUUCCCUGGCUCUUAUCCUCCCCAACCCAGCAGGCAUCAAGAAAUCUGGUCUAUCCUAGAGAAUGUUUGGAUUACACUGUAUCAAAACAGCAUGGAUGUGUUUCAAAGGUUGGAUUCAAAUUCAACUCUGACGUCUUCAAAGAUAGCAUCAUUUGAAGAAGCAUUUGUAUAUCUUCAAAAGUUAAUGGCAGCUGUUAAAGAUAUUCUGGAAGGAAUUCAGAGGAUUUUGGCCCCCAACAGUAAUUAUCAGGAUAUUGAGACCCUCUAUAACUUCCUAAUCAAGUAUGAGGUAAAUAAAAAUGUCAAAUUUACUGCCCAGGAACUUUAUGAUUGUGUUUCACAGGCUGAGUAUCGGGAAAAGUUAACCGUUGGAUGCCGCCAGCUGACUGAGAUGGAAUACACCAUGCAGCAGUGCAAUGCCUCUGUCUAUAUGGAGGCCAGAAACAGGGGAUGGCGUGAAGACAUGCUCAACGAUAGGACCUAA
Messenger RNA from Budorcas taxicolor (takin), 2712 nucleotides. It is a transcript of the gene SWT1, whose product is annotated as SWT1 RNA endoribonuclease homolog. The record is from RefSeq and is a predicted model, not a curated record. Bases 1 to 2712 code for a protein of 903 amino acids. Lineage: Eukaryota; Metazoa; Chordata; Mammalia; Artiodactyla; Bovidae. Gene Ontology annotation, cellular component: nucleus. The transcript is spliced from 18 exons.